GAUCUUCAAGCCAGCCCAAAGAAUAGCCCGACCCAGCGGGUGGCAUCUCCUUAGGACCAGCCCAGUCGCUACACUAGCCUGCUUUGCCAUUUCCCACCUCCAUGCUGCUGCCUUGCCUGGCGAACGAGUUCCAAAUCUGGCGGCGGCCGUCAGCAGCUCGAGCAGGCGAGGAGAGCAACCAGGAUAGGCGGCAUCCCAACGUCUCCGUGACGGCAGACGGCAUCUCGCGGCAGGGCGGCGCGCGGGCGUAGGGCGGCGGCGGAGGUAGGGCGAGCACACGGUCACAGCGGCGGCACAGCGGCAUGUUGAUCUCUGGGAGGUUUCAAUUGGCAUGAUCAUUACGUGGCAUUAAGGUGCUUCUUAAUGGCUCGUUUCAUGGAUUUACGGGCUUUCAUCUUGCGUACACGUGUCUUGAAGCUUUAUAGACAGGCAUUGCGCAUUACUCGCCGUGUCCCUGAACAUGCUCGAGAUGAGUUGAGGCAGACUGCAAGGGCCGAGAUUGAGAAAUAUCGCCAUUGUGAUGAUAAACAAAAGAUUAGAUUUUUGAUUAGUGAAGGAAUGCAGAGAUUAAAAGGCCUUGAUGAGCUGCUUGACAUGACAGGGAACAGUUAAUCUAAGUCUCAUCUUGGACUUUGCUCAACUAUUCAGCUCACUCCUGAAUUCAUAACGUCCAAAAUAUCUGACACAGUUCGAUUUUAUAAAGAACAACACUGUGUGAUGGACUUCUCUACCAAUUUUGUAUGAAAAUUUAUUUGGGGAUGUAGAUAACUGUACUAUUGAGUGUGGAUAGUUAUCGAUGAUCCAUAUCACUUCUUUAUAAAUAUUUGUAUAAGUCUUCUGUUAUGUGAACAUCUCAAUACUAAGAAAUAUUGUGAUUGCCAAGA
This is a messenger RNA of Phragmites australis (common reed), 884 nucleotides long. RefSeq lists its product as uncharacterized. NCBI's taxonomy places the organism in Eukaryota, Viridiplantae, Streptophyta, Magnoliopsida, Poales, Poaceae. Gene Ontology annotation, cellular component: mitochondrion. Bases 364 to 612 code for a protein of 82 amino acids. The record is from RefSeq and is a predicted model, not a curated record. The transcript has 3 exons.